Emericellopsis cladophorae is the source of this 615-nucleotide messenger RNA. RefSeq lists its product as uncharacterized. Gene Ontology annotation, cellular component: trans-Golgi network; Golgi membrane. NCBI's taxonomy places the organism in Eukaryota, Fungi, Ascomycota, Sordariomycetes, Hypocreales, Bionectriaceae. The coding region runs from base 1 to 615 and encodes 204 amino acids. The transcript has 2 exons. The record is from RefSeq and is a predicted model, not a curated record. Gene Ontology annotation, biological process: Golgi to plasma membrane protein transport; Golgi to endosome transport; protein localization to Golgi apparatus.
AUGCCCCGUCGCCGUCGUCCUCCGCGAGCGGGCGCCCUGUCCGACCUGCAACCGCUCAAGAUCGCCGCGCAAAUCGCCGCCUUGCAGGUGCUCUUCUAUCUCAUCGCGCUCGUCCUCUUCUUGUUCACCGCGCUCGUGGCCGGCGUGCCAUUCGGUCUGGAUCUCGUGCUGGGAUCGCAGCGCGUUCGAGGGGACACGACACAGGGAUGGGUCCUGGGAUUCGUCUGGCUGCUUGACGGUGGACUCUGCAUGGCCCUGGCCAUCGUCGCCCUCAUCGGGCGCUCCAAGCUCGUCCCGGACUUUGCCAUCACCAUUCAGGCCCUCCACCUGCUCUUCACGACACUCUACUCGCGCGGCCUCCCCCAGUCGUCCAUGUGGUACGCCUCCCUCGUGGGCAGCGCCGCGCUGUGCGCAGGCCUCGGCAUAUGGGGCUGCCAGUACCGCGAGCUGCAGCCUGUCUUCUUCGGCGGCGGCCGCAUCUUGGGGAAUAACCCUCCGCCCAGGGGCACGGUCUCGAGCGACGGCGGUGACGACGAGGAGAUGGGCCUCGUCGGCAAGCGGAGUGGCGAAAACGACGGGCCAGAGGAAUACGAAAUGGGCAAGGUUGGUCGGUGA